UAUAAACUACACCAAUUCCUCCUCGUCCUCCUCGUACUCUUCCCAUCAACACCACACAUUGACAAUAGCUUGCUGGCAUUACUAAUAAAACCAUCCACAAUACCCUUGGGUUCCUGGAGUCUCUUAUUUUAUUCCGGUGAUUGUAUUGUUUUUCGCGCGUUGAAUUGGUAGAACACCAGAUCUAGACUGAUUGGGAGCGUCAUCUGUCUAAAAGACGACCGGCUCGAACCAAAUAUUGAAGAUGAUAUCUUACGACGAAGUGUGGUUUUGCUGUCACUGCGCAAAUGGGUUUAUGCUGGCCUGCCAUAAUACUUACUGCUCCAACUGUGGUAGAAGAAGAUGCGGCCAUUGCAUCAUCACCAUCAUCGGGCCAGAAGAAACGUCGAAACCAAUACCAACAAAGUAUACACCAACAAAAUAUUCAGUGUCUCGGAUGAAGAAUGAUCAGACUAAUCCUCAACUUUCGAACCCUCCUACUAUUCUUAAAACUGUCCAAAAGGGAAACUUGGGGGAGAAAUCCCUACCCCCACCCAACUCUUUGUCUCCCGAUGCGCCCCUUCAUCUGUCUGAUUCAACAUCGUUCAUGAUAUAUAAAUGGCUGGGGUCACUGCAGAAAGAGAGUUACUAUGAAAUUAUUGCCCAAGCAUGCGAAAACGCUUUGCAAGAUCAGAUGAAGAAUGCAGGGGAUAAAACAUCGAAAACUACUUCCACGACACCUAUAUCUACAAAACCUACAGAAUCUCAAACUAGACAACAUAAAAGAAAAAUUCGAAAAAUUUCUGGCGGUAUCGAUGAGAAUUUGGGAACCCCGUCCGUUGAAACCGAAAAUUCAUUAAAAGAAGCCCAGAAACCACCUAAGUUCGCUUGCCACUUCUACAAAAUGAACCAGUAUUUGUAUUCCUCCUGUGGAAAUACCGGCUUCCGUCAACUAUGUCAUCUAUCGGAGCACUUGCGGAAGAAGCACUGCCUGAAACAGCAUUCUUGUGGCGUGUGUUGGCGGCCAUUCGACAGUGUCGAGGGACUCCAGGCACAUAUCGACAAUGCCAGUGACAAUACCUGUCGAGCCACAGGGGGUAUACCCAUAAACGAGUUGAUAAUUCCCAGAAAGCACAUGGGCGAUGACGACAAAUGGGACUGGAUUUGGGAUAAUCUUUUCCGGCUGUUCCCUAGGCCUAAGUCGCGUUACUGGGAACCUCUGGAUCACAAUGAGCAGCUAUUCAUGAACUUUAGACACUUCAUGUCCAAGCAGCUUGCCCAGGUGCUAUCACCUACUGAACGCAGGGUCGUCAUGGACAAGUUUACGCGCUUUUGUGAGAACUGGGUGGCGAACCCCCCCGAGCCUGGCCACGUCAUGCAAUUCGACGACGAUGAUGAUGAUCAUAAUAGCAAUAGAAAACUCAGCCGCCGAGCUCCUCCAUCACAUGAUAAAAGCAGCACUAACCAAGGAAGCUCGCUCUCUAACAUUCCAGAAAUCCGGGUUGGAUAUUCGAUAAUAGACCCCUCGCAUCUACCUAACGAUUUCCAAGACAAUAAUGUGCACCAGGAGUCACCUGGCGCAAUCAUGUCGCUUCCCUCGAAUGUCGGCUUGGACGCAGAGAGGCUGCAGGAUCACGAGGGUGAUUUCUUCCCCCCGCAGUUUGUUAGCCCUGGCGAAUACUCGAUUCCGCGUGGGGGUCCGAGUUUGUUUGAUUGAUCAUCACGAAAUAUACCCUAUGUUAGGUACAUGUAGGUAUUAGGUGCAAGUUAUGGAUCUGGAAAGAGGGUAGAUAGAAGUGAGGACAAUGACUGUGAUCAAUUGCAAAGCAUUUGCAUCAAAAUCUGCGUGGUGGGUGCCCAAUAGUAAGAGGCGUUGGGAGUUGAUGGAUUGGAUUUGGGUCAGCACGCUAUCGGCACGGAACAAUGAUUGUGGUGUUUAGGGAACGGCUUUUAUUUGGAUCGAAAGCUGAAAUAGGUACCUAGGUAUCUAUAAUUAUUAUAUUCUGGAAGUUACUGUGAAUAUGAUAAUACAUGUAUCAUAGAGGUAUUACCUAUAUAUAACCCCCAGUCUGUGUGUUUCCGAGAUCCCCAC
Molecule: messenger RNA, 2068 nt
Organism: Hypoxylon fragiforme
Lineage: Eukaryota; Fungi; Ascomycota; Sordariomycetes; Xylariales; Hypoxylaceae
Exons: 2
Coding region: 242-1693 (483 amino acids)
Source: RefSeq, a predicted model, not a curated record